Megalops cyprinoides (Indo-Pacific tarpon) is the source of this 1194-nucleotide messenger RNA. RefSeq names its product mitochondrial ribosomal protein L38 (gene mrpl38). Bases 9 to 1169 code for a protein of 386 amino acids. Gene Ontology annotation, cellular component: mitochondrial large ribosomal subunit. The record is from RefSeq and is a predicted model, not a curated record. Lineage: Eukaryota; Metazoa; Chordata; Actinopteri; Elopiformes; Megalopidae. The transcript is spliced from 9 exons.
CAUUCAAAAUGGCGUGGCGCAUGGUAUGGGAAGGUGCGCUACGGGCAGGGGCGGAUUUAGGGGUCAGUCAUGUCAGGGGAUUUGGAACUGCAGCUACUUUAUGUCGCCGGACUGCCCCAUUGGGUCCAAUGCCAAAUCAAGACAUUGAUUAUAAGAACUUGGAGUCACUGGAGAAAUAUCGCAGUUACACACGCUAUCUAAAGGAAGUUGAGAAGGCCAACAACAAGACGCCCUGGUGGAAGACAUACAGACAGUACCUUGACAAGGAAAAUGGUGAGAAUGAUCUUCAGCUGGUUAACAUCGGGCUACCCCACGACCAACCCUCCCGCAUGGAAGAGGCAAGGGAAAGGAAGAGGCUAACGAAGGAGAAUCGAAAGAACCCAGAGCUGGAGAGGGCCAUGCGCUUGCAAACCUUUCGUAUCCCUCUGGACCGGGUAAAGGCAGAGUGGGAAAGGACUAGUGGGCCUUAUCACCUGCACAGGCUGGCCAAUCAUUUUGGCAUCUACAAGGACCUCUUCCCAGGGGCCUACUUCAUACCAAGAGUCAUGCUGCGCAUUGGGUACGGUGAUGAUGCCGGUGGACAAGUACAUUACGGGAAUCAUGUUACACCCUCACAGGCUCUGUCUGCUCCUCGUGUGAGCUUUGAAGCAGAGGAGGGCUCACUCUGGACCCUGCUGCUCACCAGCCCAGAUGAGCAUCUGCUGGACAGUGAAGGGGAGUAUGUGCAUUGGCUGGUAGGGAAUAUCCCAGGAAAUGCAGUGCAGUCAGGAGAGGAGGUGUGCCACUACAUACCACCAUUCCCUGCCAAGGGUACAGGCUUCCACAGACUGGUCUUCAUCCUAUUUAAACAAGAUGCACCUGUUGACUUUGAGCAUGAACGUAGGCUCUCGCCCUGCUACAGUCUGAAGCAGCGCACAUUCAAGACAGUGGAGUUCUACAGGAAGCACCAGGACCUGAUAACCCCUGCUGGCCUGGCUUUCUUCCAGUGUCAAUGGGAUGAGUCAGUGACUAACAUCUUCCACAAUCUGCUCAACAUGAAAGAACCCGUGUUUGAGUUUGAGCGGCCUCCUGUGUAUCACCCUCCUCAGAAGAAGUAUCCCCAUGGACAGCCCUUGCGCUACCUGGACAGGUACAGAGAUGGACACAAGCCCACCUAUGGCAUCUACUGACCUCAUUUCACCUCAGCUGAGCUGG